Messenger RNA from Aspergillus vadensis CBS 113365, 1209 nucleotides. Its product is annotated as PH domain-containing protein. The transcript has 3 exons. The record is from RefSeq and is a predicted model, not a curated record. The coding region runs from base 1 to 1209 and encodes 402 amino acids. Lineage: Eukaryota; Fungi; Ascomycota; Eurotiomycetes; Eurotiales; Aspergillaceae.
AUGACUCAACCAAUUCCCACAUCGUACGCACCGGUUGCAGAAGGGAAUCCCAAAGCUCCCGCGAUCCAGCUACCCGAUGGCACCGUCCAGACGUCGGCGCUUCUAGUCCCGAAUAAUCAAUCUGCUCACUAUCGCAGCGGCCAUGUAAACUUGGACACUUUCUCGCCUGUCAAUGAAAAUGGGAGCUUCGAAUUCGAUCGGGUCCUGAAGACUGGAAAGGUGUUUCGUCGCGUGAAGCACAAACAUGCAUUCAGGGCCUCCUGGAAACCCGCAUAUCUCGUUCUACGUCCCAACCUUCUGUCGGUAUACAAGGAUGAGGAGGCCACGAGGCUCCGAGCCUCUAUCACGUUGUCCGAGGUCACGGCCGUUGCGUCGGUCAGGUCCCCCCGAUCCAACCGACAGCACGUUUUUGGCGUUUUCUCGCCGUCGAAGAAUUAUCGCUUCCAGGCAUCUUCGGAGAAAGAAGCCGAAGCUUGGAUUAGACACAUCCGAUCAGAAACCCGCAUGGACGAAGACGAAGAGGCCUUCCUCGCCUUAUCAAAGAAUAGCGACACCGCCGGAAACAACAAGCGCCGCAUCUAUGACACCACCGACCACUCCGAUUUUGAUCAGCGCGGAAGACCAAGUUCUCCGGAAGUCGGAGAUUCAUUGUCACCCACUUACCAUUCGAGGCGUUUCGCCUCGCCCCAUGAUCACUCGGGGAAUGAUAUCACGUCAUACUCAGAAUGGUCCGACGGCCCUGGGAGCAACAACGGCGUUCGCAUGACAUCGCCUUCCAUUCAAAACCAGCCUGCAUCAGUUCAUAGCGACGGCCCUUCCUCGAUUCCGCGCAAUGAGUCCGCAGUCCUACGUGACCCGGAGAGAGUUGUAUGCAAUGGGUAUCUUCAAUGCCUCAAAAUCAAGGGAUCUAUGCGCCAAUGGAAGCGACUGUGGGUUGUGCUGCGCCCGAAAAGCCUUGGUUUCUACAAAGAUGAACAGGAAUACUCUGCCGUCAAAGUCAUACCCAUGGCACAGGUGAUCGACGCUGCUGAAGUCGACCCUAUGUCACGUUCGAAACACUUCUGUCUUCAAAUCAUUGCGGAAGAAAAGUCGUAUCGACUAUGCGCGCCGGACGAAGAAUCUCUUGCAAAGUGGUUAGGAGCUUUGAAGAGCAUUCUGGUCGCCCGCAAGAAACUGGAGCCUGCGCCCGGAGCAGCAGGCCUCCGUUAA